Messenger RNA from Oikopleura dioica, 1269 nucleotides. The record is from the annotation of a GenBank genome assembly. NCBI's taxonomy places the organism in Eukaryota, Metazoa, Chordata, Appendicularia, Copelata, Oikopleuridae.
AUGAAACGUAAGCUCCCGAAGUGUGUUAGGAUCGAGAUAGACAGCUCUGCUGAGGCUGAAGCAAAGUGGCAGAGAAGUUUGAAGAGAAAGAAAGAGGAGGCGAGAAAAAGAGAGCUGGAGAAAUAUCCCGACUUCACGGCAGAAAAUUGGCGUGUUUUUGCAGAUGCAUAUGCAUCCGGCCAAGCUCAUUCGAUGAUGAAGACGAUGCAAGUACAAUUCGCCGGAUUGAAUCUCGCCUCAGAAGAAAAUGGCGCGCCGCCUGUUUUAUUUUCGAAAAAGUCGGCUCACCCACAAAACGAAAAUCGAAAAGAUCUUCACACCGAUAUUACGAAUUUUUCAAUAAAACAACCAAACGAACGAGCAUUGGCGAAUUUAAGUACAAAUUUGAACGCAGCAAAGGCAAGCGAGAAGGAAGAAUGUUCGUCAGCGGAUUUGGAGAUUCACAGCACGGUUGGAGUGCAGAUCUCCCAAUGUGCUCAGUCUGAAUCGGUGAAAAUAAGAAACGCACGAGAACGAGAGCGAGUGAAGACUCUCAAUGCAGCAUACGAACAGCUCCGCGAUCGGCUCCCCAUUACACCUAGUCUAAGAGGAAAGAAGAUGUCCAAGUACGAGACCCUGCAGCACGCUAUCGAGUACAUUCGGACACUAGAAGAUUUGCUUGAUGGUGGUGAUGAAGAAGGGCAUUUUCAGAUGCCGCAAAGAGACAUCGAGCUCCGAAAAUGCUUGCCUAAUGAAAGUCCUCUUUGCCGAUCUCGAUCUAUGGGACCGCAGAUUAUUGAUGUAACAGUCUCUUCUUCCCGAAGCUCGGAAAGUGGCUUUAGUUCCAAUGACAGCAGUACCAGCCAAGCCUAUAGCUCGAUCGAACUAUCUGAAGCCGACUCUCUUGUAAAAACUGGCUCUAUUAUCUUAGGUCAUGAUAAAGACGCGUCGAUUGAAUUGACUCAAGGAAUGCACCCAAUGUACGCAGUCAAUCCGGUGGCAAUGUCGCUCGCCGCAAGCUAUUAUGCCCAUAACGCGACUCCAUCUGUCAGAAUCAGCGAGAACGAGGCGGAGGCUUACUCAAAUCUGCAGCAGCAAUCGCCUUAUCCCCAGUCAGAAGAGUAUGAGUCUGUUUCUUUCGACACCCAGGAACAUGUCACCUUGAAGAACCUCAAUUAUCAAACGCAAGAAUUAAAGGACCACUUUCCGAUUCACAUGGCCGCCGACGUCAAGACGGAGGCACCCUCCUACGAAUCUAACGAAGCCAUCUCUUUCGGCGCUUACGAAUAG